AUGCUUAGCUCCCAACCACCUGCUUCCUAUAUUUUGAAUGCUCACUCUAUUAAACUUGAAUUGAGAUGUACGGAGAUAUUUUUCUCCUAUGGGUACAAUUGCGAGAUUUUUUUUUAUUCUAAUUUGCAAGUUUUAAAAAUUACUGAAAUUUUUGGAGAAGAGCUAAUGGUUGCGAGAUUUUUUUUAUUCAAUUUUGAAAGUUUUAAAAAUUAUACAAGUUGCGAGAUUUUUUUAAAUUCAAUUUUGGAAGUUUUAAAAAUUAUAGAAGUAAAUAGUUAA
Messenger RNA from Cotesia congregata, 279 nucleotides. NCBI's taxonomy places the organism in Eukaryota, Metazoa, Arthropoda, Insecta, Hymenoptera, Braconidae. The record is from the annotation of a GenBank genome assembly.